This is a messenger RNA of Fonticula alba, 978 nucleotides long. Its product is annotated as electron transfer flavoprotein alpha subunit. NCBI's taxonomy places the organism in Eukaryota, Rotosphaerida, Fonticulaceae. Bases 1 to 978 code for a protein of 325 amino acids. Gene Ontology annotation, cellular component: mitochondrion. The record is from RefSeq and is a predicted model, not a curated record. The transcript has 6 exons. Gene Ontology annotation, molecular function: electron transfer activity; flavin adenine dinucleotide binding.
AUGGCCGCUCGCAACUUUGCCUCGGCCGCCCCCAAGAACGCGGUCCUCGUCGUUGCCGAGCACGAUGGUGACAAGCUCAACCCCUCCACCCUGUCGGCCAUCACCGCCGCGUCCAAGCUCAACCGCCCCAUUUCCCUGCUGGUUGCUGGUAGCAAGGCUGACGCCAUUGCGCAGGAGGCCGCCAAGACCGCCGGUGUCGCCGAGGUCCUCUCCGUCAAGGAUGCCGCGUAUGACAACGCCCUGGCCGAGAACGUCGCCAGCCUGAUUGUCGACGUGCAGAACCGCCACACCUUCUCGCACAUCUUCGCCCCCCACUCCUCCUUCGGCCGCAACGUCAUGCCCCGCGCCGCCGCCCUGCUGGACAUCGCCCAGAUCUCCGACAUCACCGCCGUCAAGGACGAGGCCACCUUCGUGCGGCCCAUCUACGCCGGUAACGCCAUCUCCACCGUCAAGUCCAACGAUGCCGUGCGCGUGGUCACCGUUCGCUCGACCGCCUUUGAGAAGGCCGACACCACCGGCGGCAACGCCACCAUCAAGGAGGAGGCCGCCGCCGCCACUUCCGACAAGGCCAAGUUCGUCGGCCGCGAGAUGGCCGUCUCUGAUCGCCCCUCUCUGGGCACCGCCGCGCGCGUUGUCUCCGGUGGCCGCGCCCUCAAGAGCCGCGAGAACUUCCAGAUCAUCUACGACCUGGCCGACGCCAUGGGUGCCGCCGUCGGUGCCUCUCGCGCCGCCGUCGAUGCCGGCUACUGCGAUAACUCGCUGCAGAUUGGUCAGACCGGUCAGAUUGUUGCCCCCCAGCUGUACCUGGCCGUCGGUAUCUCCGGUGCCAUCCAGCACGUCGCCGGCAUGAAGGACUCCAAGAUCAUUGCCUGCAUCAACAAGAACCCCGAGGAGCCGAUCUUUGCCCUGGCCGACUACGGUCUCGAGGCGGACCUCUUCGAGGCGGUCCCCGAGAUGAUCAAGCAGCUCAAGAACUAG